AUGCUUGGUCUUCCGCGCAACAGCCGGAGUAUGGACCGUUCGCUCUCUAUGGAUUCCACGCGACCUCACCGGUCGCAAUCCGGCCAAAACAAAAACCUGGGGUCUCUUUACCAUGGCCUAUUAAUUCUAAUUCUUAUUAUUUGCUUGUCGCCAUCAACGUUGGCUCAUCCUACUGCAAUCGCGGCAGAUCUAGUGAACGUCCCGCGAUCGGCUUCCAGCCCAAGUGGAAAGAUCACCGCAGACCUCCAUGAUUCGCCCCUCAAGCCCCGUGGAGACACAUUCUUGGACACACAGGAUCGGGAUGUCAUCGCAGAGUCUCUCGAAAGUGAUGCCAAACACGGAUUGCAGCGGCGAAUCCUCAAUGCCAGCACCGAGACAUCGACGUCGAUGCCCGAGCCCUUCGAUACGAGCUCGAACAACUUUGCGAACUCUAGCUGCGUGAGCUUCUUCGAUAAGUUCCUCGCCAACUCUACGGUGACGAAAUGCCAUGCCGUUUCACUGCUUCUCGAGAAUUCGAAUGCAUUUUUCCAUGAUUUGAGCUCGGCGACGGAAACUACGCGCGUGUUGGAUACUACCUGCUCCGAGAACCCCACCAAAUGCCAGUCGAUCAUGACCUCGCUAGCGGCCCAGAUGCUGGACGAGGACAACUGCGGGCCCGACUAUGAGGCGGGCAACUCGGUCGUCACAGGUACUUAUCAACAACUGAUGGCCUACGAGCCUGUAUACCGAGCCACCUGCCUGACCAACCCUACCACCAAUGACUAUUGUUUCGUCGACGCUGUUACCAAUUCCACCGCCCCGAAUGAUUAUAAUGUCUACUUUAUCCCGAUUGGAACUCAGCUCACCAAGGGAAAACUCACCUGCAACGAGUGUCUCCGGUCGACAAUGGAUAUGUACGCCCAGUGGGCCAGGGUGGAUGGUCAAGCUCUUGACGCGACCUAUCUCCCUUCGGCGAAGAUCGUCAAUGAAUUCUGUGGCUCCGGCUUUGCGACUACCAAUAUCACCAUCGGCUCUGAUAAUGUCACUGCCGGUGCCGGCCUCAUGGUUCCAUUACCCUCCCGAUUUGCCUUGUCUUUAAUCACUGUCACGGUCGGAGCUCUAUCGUUGGGGAUAUUAUAG
Penicillium longicatenatum is the source of this 1119-nucleotide messenger RNA. RefSeq lists its product as uncharacterized. The transcript has a single exon. NCBI's taxonomy places the organism in Eukaryota, Fungi, Ascomycota, Eurotiomycetes, Eurotiales, Aspergillaceae. The coding region runs from base 1 to 1119 and encodes 372 amino acids. The record is from RefSeq and is a predicted model, not a curated record.